CUUCCAAUGAUUCACAUGGACCCAAAACUGGUGAAGAGAUCCAUUGAAAUAAGCCUGAAGAAACUACAGUUAUCAUAUCUAGAUUUGUACCUGAUUCAUUUCCCAAUACCUUUAGUGUAUGAUGGUAACGACAACAAUGUUUUUCCACUAAAUGAAGCCGGAGGUUGGAAGGCUGCAGACAAGUGGGACCUUUUGGGAACAUGGAAGGCAAUGGAGGAACUAGUAGACCUCGGAUUAACUAAAUCUAUUGGAGUGUCUAACUUCGGCAUCUCACAAAUCGAAAGAAUCUGCAAGGUGGCAAAACACAAACCUGUUACAAACCAAGUGGAAUGCCACAUAUAUUGGCCACAGAAAGAGCUGUUUGAGGCCUGUAAGAAGCUUGGCGUUACACUGACAGCCUACGCUCCUAUAGGAUCUCCAGGAAGACCUGAACUUUUUAAAAAAGCAGAUGAACCGGUUGCUCUAGAAGAUCCUAUCAUUAAAAAAAGCCAAGAAGUAUGGAAAAACCCCUGCACAGGUACAUUUAAAAAGGAUUAA
Saccostrea cuccullata (small rock oyster) is the source of this 537-nucleotide messenger RNA. RefSeq names its product aldose reductase-related protein 2-like. Lineage: Eukaryota; Metazoa; Mollusca; Bivalvia; Ostreida; Ostreidae. The transcript has 5 exons. The annotation marks the transcript as partial. Gene Ontology annotation, cellular component: cytosol. The record is from RefSeq and is a predicted model, not a curated record. Gene Ontology annotation, molecular function: aldose reductase (NADPH) activity.